UUAUCGUGCUCAUUUCAGUGACGUAUGAUCAGUGACGACUGCUGUCAGAGCAGUGCUAUGGUGGAGGCUUGUUUCUGAAUGGUGCACACAGACUUUGUGGACGAUGGAGAGCAAGAAGAGAAGGGGUAUCUUGGAGCGACUAAAUGCUGGGGAAGUGGUUGUAGGAGAUGGAGGUUAUGUGAUGCAGCUAGAGCGGCGUGGCUAUGUGAAGGCUGGACAUUGGACACCUGAAGCUGCUGUUGAACAUCCUGAAGCAGUGCGGCAGCUGCACAGGGAGUUUCUCAGAGCAGGAGCCAAUGUGAUUCAGACUUUUACCUUCUACUGCAGUGAGGAUAAACUGGACAUCAGUGGCAAUGUCACCAACAUCACUGGGGCCCAGAUCAAUGAGGCAGCAUGUGACCUGGCCAGAGAGGUAGCCAAUGAGGGUGAUGCGUUGGUUGCUGGGUGUGUGUCUAAGACUCCCUGUUAUGUGGAGACUCACAGUGAGACUGAGGUCAAGGCCAUCUAUAAGAAACAGAUGGAUGACUUCCUCAAGAAGGACAUUGAUUUCUUUAUAGUGGAGUUCGUUGAUCACGUGGAAGAGGCAGUGUGGGCAGUGGAGGUGCUGAAGACCAGUGGUAAACCAGUGGGUGCAACACUGUGCAUCUCCCCUCACGGAGACAUGAACAACGUUCCACCUGGAGAGUGUGCUGUCAGGCUGGUCAAAGCUGGAGCCGACAUUGUUGGAAUAAACUGCCACUUGGACCCUCUGACGUGUGUUCGUACGGUGAAGUUGAUGAAAGCGGGAUUAGAGAAAGCUGGUCUCAAAGCCCAUCUCAUGAUCCAGCCGCUGGGCUUUCACACACCUGAGUGCAACUUUGGUGGAUACACCAGUCUACCUGAGUACCCCUUUGCAAUGGAGACCAGAGCAAUAACCCGCUGGGACAUCCAUAAAUACGCCAGAGAGGCUUACGAUGCUGGUAUUCGCUACAUUGGUGGCUGCUGUGGAUUUGAGCCCUACCAUAUCAGAGCUAUAGCAGAAGAGAUGGCUGAAGAGAGAGGAUUCCUCCCACCAGCUUCAGAGAAGCACGGACUCUGGGGAGCUGCUCUGGAGAUGCACACUAAGCCCUGGGUCAGAGCCAGGGCUCGUCGAGAGUACUGGGAAAACCUUUUGCCUGCUUCUGGACGUCCCAAAUGCCCUUCCAUGGCCACACCAGCUGCUGAUUAUGAAAAAACAGAUGGAAUCUAACAUACCAACAUAAUCUCUUGCUGUAUUCUUUAUAUGUCUAAUCAGAUUAUCCACUUUUUUCAUAUCAAGAAUGGCAAUCAAGGAUCUGAUCAACCAUAUCUUUGUUUACACAGAGAUUUGUGAAAUGCUUUUUACUGUUUCAAAACUCUCAUUAUUUUCACUGUAUUAUUUGGUCUGUCCAGUUGGCUCAGCCAUAUUAUACUUACAGUCAUAACUUGGGUUCAGUCAUCAGUAAAUCAGCUGCUUCAUUUCUAUUAAACCUAUUAACCUGCUACACACAGUAGGCCUUUUACUAGUUAAUAAUCAUGUUAGUUUUAAAACAUCUUUAUAGGUUCAUCAUAUUUGUUGAUUGAUUGUUUUAAUCUGCUGCGAAAUAUUUUCACUUAAUAAAUACAAAAAAAACAA
Molecule: messenger RNA, 1633 nt
Organism: Sebastes umbrosus (honeycomb rockfish)
Lineage: Eukaryota; Metazoa; Chordata; Actinopteri; Perciformes; Sebastidae
Product: betaine--homocysteine S-methyltransferase 1-like
Exons: 8
Coding region: 104-1228 (374 amino acids)
Molecular function (GO): zinc ion binding; betaine-homocysteine S-methyltransferase activity
Source: RefSeq, a predicted model, not a curated record